CGUCAACACAGAUGUCUCGCUACAGUAGCAGCAGCACACUCACCAAACGCCCCUGUACCGCGAUAGAUCUGACAUUGAAACCAAGGUGUGAACACGAUGGCGGCAGCUUUGCCGGCUCUGGACCCGGACCUGCUCCGGGAAGUCCUGGAGUGCCCCAUCUGCCUGGAGACUUACAACCAGGAGCAGCUGCGGCCCAAGCUCCUGCAGUGUGGCCACACCGUGUGCAGACAGUGUCUGGAGAAGCUGCUGGCUAGCACCAUCAACGGCGUGCGCUGCCCCUUCUGCAGCAGGGUCUCCCGCAUGAGCAGCAUCUCCCAGCUGGCCGACAACCUCACUGUGCUCAAGAUCCUGGACUGUGCCAGCUCCUGCACCACCGCCGGCGCCCUCAUGUGCAAGUCCUGCCGCAACCGCCUACCCCGACAGUACUGUCUAGACUGCGGCAUGGUGCUCUGCGACCUCUGCAAGGGUGAGGGCCACCAGCAGCAGGGCCACGCCGUCCAGCCCAUCCGGGCGGCCGCUGAGCAGCGCCGGAAGGACCUGGGUGGUAAGCUGGCAUCCCUCCGCGAAGCCAUGGACCACAUCCAGAAGAAGAGGGCAGCCAUUGACAGUCUGGCAAAGAACAUGCGGGUGAAGUACCGGGUAGUGCAGCAGGAGUACGCCCGGGCUGAGCUGCGUCUGCAGGAGGAGCUGGGGCGCCAGCGGCGGGCCUUCGCUGCCUCCAUGGCUGAAGUGGAGAAGCUGAACGGGCAGAUCCUGGAGGAGCAGACAUACCUGCUGAACCUGGCCGAGGUGCAGGUGGUGUCCCGCUGCGACUACCUCACCAUGCAGGUGAAGCAGAGUGACAUCGCCCUGCUGGAGGAGGAUGGAGGGGGGAAGGAUGAGGAGGAGCUGGACCUAAGGAGCAGCCUGGACCUGCCUACGCUGAUCAAGCUCCAGGACCCUGAGCUGGUGACUACGGAGCACCCCGAGGCCCUGGAUGUGGCCCAGCUCACCACCAAACCCUGCACUGUCAACACUGAUGAGGAUGAGGGGCUGCUGGAGUUUGGGGUUGGUGCCAUGUGCAAAGCUGCAGGGGUGGUGGGGGACCUGUACAGAGACAUUGAUAUGGUAAUGCCUGUUGAUGAGGCUGUGUGUGCCUCACCGGGCAGCUUUAAGUCCAAGUCCAUGGACGAAGGGGGGCCCUCCUCGCCCGGUGAUGCCAGGGCCGGCUCAGGGCCACAGCACUGCCAGUUUGUAAAAAAGAUGGGUUGCAAGGGUAACCUGCCGGGGAUGUUCAACCUGCCAGUUAGCAUCUGCGUCACCCCACAGGGUGAGGUCCUGGUGGCUGACCGGGGCAACUAUCGCAUCCAGAUCUUUAACCGCAAGGGCUUCCAGAGGGAGAUCCGCCGCAACCCCAGCAGCAUCGACAACUUUGUCCUGAGCUUCCUGGGCGCCGACCUGCCCAACCUCAUCCCACUGUCCAUCGCCAUCACGCCUCAGGGCCUCAUCGGGGUCACCGACAACUACGACAACUCGGUCAAGGUGUACACCACCGACGGCCACUGCGUGGCUUGCCACAAGAAUCAGCUGAUCAAGCCCUGGGGCAUCGCCGCCAUGCCCUCGGGUGAAUUCGUGGUGUCUGACGUGGAGGGUGGCAAGCUUUGGUGCUUGGCGGUGGACCGCAACGUGGGUGUGGUCAACUACAACCGCCUGUGCUCGGCCGUGCGGCCCAAGUUCGUGACGUGCGAUGCAGCGGGCACUGUCUACUUCACCCAGGGGUUGGGCCUGAACAUUGAGAAUCGCCACAACGAGCACCACCUAGAGGGGGGCUUCUCCAUCGGCUCGGUAGGCACGGACGGCCAGCUGGGCAAGCAGCUAAGCCACUUCUUCUCUGAGACUGAGGACUUCCGUUGUAUCACGGGCAUGUGCGUGGAUGCAAACGGGGACCUUCUGGUGACGGACAGCGGCAGGAAGGAGAUCCUGCAGUUCCCCAAAGAGGGCGGCUUCAACGUGCUCAUCCAGGAGGGACUGACGUGCCCUGUGGGCGUGGCCGUCACACAGAAAGGACAGCUGAUGGUGCUGGACUGCUGGGACCACUGUGUAAAAGUCUACUCGUACCUACAGAGGAGACGCUCCUCUACCUGCUAGGGGCUAAGAAACUACAAAUCUAGUGUGUGUGUGUGGGGGUGUGUGUGGGCAUGUGUGUAGAGACUGUGGUGAACUGUUGAUCUGUCACUUUAAAAUAAAUGGCUGCAUUCCAAACAACUCGUGCUCCUCCAUGAUCUGAUCUCUGGUCAGUGCUUAGCAAGUCAUAUUAUGAGCCCAUAUUCUAAUCACUGAUCCCUGGUCAGUCAGUGGGACUGGCUAGGAGCACACUGGAACCAAGCCUGUGUAUCUACCAUUUGAGCUGCUUCGGUUGAUUUUAUGGAUCACAGCACUAAAGACAGCAAUAAUGCAUCAGUUUUGUCACUUUGGGGUUGGGGGAAACCGGUAUGUCAAUCAACGUGUGAAAUUGUUAUAUUUUAAUUGAUGUACUGUACAAAAUAUGAGAUUUAUGACAAUUACUAAGCCUAAUGACGUGACAAGAAAAUACAUUGCAAAAAAUAAUUGCGCUUACAGGCCUUAUUGAUUUAGAAGGCAUGUCUAAUCGAAAACUUCUCGAACCUAAAUGUAAAGGAUGGGAUCAUGGACAUGAUCACUAUAACCCAGCCAUCAAUAAAAUGUAUAUCAUGCAGUUCAAGUUGCUGACUGGAGUGUUGGACUCCCAGAGGGCUCCAUCUUCAACCUGCAAAUGUUACGUUUCCUGUAGACACAGAUCUAGGAUCAGCUUACCCUCCCUUAACUUGAACCAUUAGUGGGGGAACUUCUUCCUAUUCUGUAAUUCCAAUCACAUAUCCAGGGAUUGCAUUGUGCUAUAACAAUGGACAUCCUUUAUUAUUCUGAGGCAAAGAAAAAAUACAGAUGAGUACAUAGGUGAAAUUCUGGUAAUUUAUUGUACUCUCAUGAGACAUUUGUGAAACCAUAUUUUUUGAAUCACCAAAGGAUUUAAAUUCAAGAUAUUGUGGUAGACAGCAUGCUAACCUUGUCACUGCAAUAGUCUCUCACUACAAAAUACUUUCUAAAAUGAUCACUACAGGUAGGACUAUUCCAUGCCUAACUGACAUAUCACACUACCUAUAUUUCAAGCCUAACUGACAAAUCACUUCAGAUAUUCCAAAUCUAUUACAUUAUUUACAAUAUAAAAAGUCAUAAAAUGCAAGAAAAAUCAAGUGUCCUUGUUUCAAUGUGAUGAACAACAAAAAUGUUGCUCUCUGUCUAAAUGGUGAUUUUAUUAUUCACUGAACUUAUCUGGAGAGAUUUCUUUACAUGUAAUUGCCUAUUUCCUCUGAGUUUGUGUUUAUAUAUAUAUAUAUAUAUAUAUAUAUAUAUAUAUAUAUAUACUACUGGGUCUUCUGAAUGUUCUGUUUCUGUGCAUUAUGUGUGUUGAACCAACCCAUGUGUCUUUCAGAAGUUUGGCCUUAUUUGGUGGAGGCAGAGACUUUACAGUAUGUGUUACUAUCACAUUAGAUGAGUUUCUGCGUAACGUGAGUCUCGAUUUCAUGUUUGUAAUGUUGAUUCUCGAUUUCAUGUUUGUAAUGUUGAUUAUCUAUUUAGUGCAAUAAACCCAAUAUUGAUAAAGAUCUGUAUGUUGUGGUUUCAGAUUUUCCAGGCAGGAAUUUAUAUUGUAGAUGACACUGGCUGUUGGGAAAAUGUAAAAAAUGUGGGAUGGCAGGUAGCUUAGCGGUUAGAGC
Coregonus clupeaformis (lake whitefish) is the source of this 3770-nucleotide messenger RNA. RefSeq names its product E3 ubiquitin-protein ligase TRIM32. The transcript is spliced from 2 exons. Gene Ontology annotation, molecular function: protein binding; zinc ion binding. NCBI's taxonomy places the organism in Eukaryota, Metazoa, Chordata, Actinopteri, Salmoniformes, Salmonidae. The record is from RefSeq and is a predicted model, not a curated record. The coding region runs from base 97 to 2127 and encodes 676 amino acids.